AUGUGCGAGGUGGGUCUGCUCGUAGACAAAUCUCGUCCAGAUAUACUUGCUUUCACUGAAACGUGGCUGUCUGAGGAAAUCACAGAUGGCGAAGUAUAUCUGCCUGGCUACGCACUGUUCCGCGCUGAUCGCUCCACUGGCCGUCAAGGGGGUGGUGUAGCUCUUUAUGUGAGUUAUCACAUCGACGUAUUGAGGACCAGCGUUUUUCAGUCUCUCGACAAAUCUGUUGAGGCUCUCGCAGUCUUGAUUUGCGCUUCCUCGGUUCAGGUUACGGUUGUGUUAGUGUAUAGAAGCCCUAUGAGCACCUCCAAUGGAAUCAUUGACUUUAUACGCACUCACUCUGCAAACAAGUGUCUGGUGCUGGGAGACUUUAACCUCCCAGAUGUUUGUUGGGAUGAUCUAUCUUGCAGUUCGACGCUGGAAUCGUUCGGUACAGAACUGCUGGACUUGACGCUGCAGGUACCACUACACCAGUUCGUGGACCUCCCCACUAGGUACAUGAGCAAUCAGCAGCCGUCCAUUUUAGAUCUUGUUUUUGCUAAGUCACUUGACUUUGUAAAUGACAUUAAAUAUGACUCGCCUCUUGGCGCUAGCGAUCACGUUUGCUUGUCUUUCCAAUGUGCUCUUAUCAGGUCUUGCCAAGCUACUACCAGUUGGUAUCCGAACAUUUGGGCCGCGGACUUCCAAGCGAUGCGGGAUAGAGCUAGGUCAUCGCCUUGUGUGAUAUCUGAGACCGACACUGUUCACAUAGCCUGGGAAAAGCUUAAGGCUCACCUCGUCGACAUUUCUGCACCUCACGUCCCACUGGUAAAAAGAAGGGAAUCGAGAGCGCAGCCUCCGUGGAUAGAUUCCGCGGGGAAGGGCCUGCUAAAGAAGCGGUCUAGAUGCUGGCGAGCUUACCGAACAGCUCCAUCAAACAGCACGUUUGACAAGUAUCGGUUGGUUCGAAAUGAGUGCAAGCUGCAUCUUAGGUUGGCCCGGCUUCAGUAUGAAAAGGGCUUAGCUAAUACUGCUUCGAAAAAUCCCAAGAGAUUCUUUGCUUACGUUAAACGACGCUGUGGUGCAAACUCGCCCAUUCCACCAUUGCUUCGAGGAGAUGGGACCCAUGCCUAUAGCGACUAUGACAAGGCAUGCGUGCUUG
This is a messenger RNA of Dicrocoelium dendriticum, 1141 nucleotides long. The record is from the annotation of a GenBank genome assembly. Lineage: Eukaryota; Metazoa; Platyhelminthes; Trematoda; Plagiorchiida; Dicrocoeliidae.